Messenger RNA from Cryptomeria japonica (Japanese cedar), 2681 nucleotides. Its product is annotated as beta-glucuronosyltransferase GlcAT14A. Gene Ontology annotation, cellular component: membrane. Gene Ontology annotation, molecular function: glucuronosyltransferase activity. The transcript has 4 exons. The record is from RefSeq and is a predicted model, not a curated record. Lineage: Eukaryota; Viridiplantae; Streptophyta; Pinopsida; Cupressales; Cupressaceae. Bases 927 to 2216 code for a protein of 429 amino acids.
AGUUCUCUUUAUAUUCCCUUGUUUACUUGGUAUUAACGGGCACCUAGCAAUCAAAAAAAUUUCCUGCAAUUUAUGGUGACUUAGAAAUUUCUUGAAAAAAUUGUGUGCUCUUCAAAAUUGUGGAUGAGUCGUGGUUCAGAUCUGUAAGGCAUUUUUCGGGGGCAUGUUCGAUUUUAAAGUGAAGAACUUAAUCUGUGUAGCAUAUCUACUUUUCUUGGUAUAUUCAGUUUUGAGAUGAGGUGGAUGGUUGGGUUAUAUAUCCAUUUUUUUGUUGUUUAUUUUUAGGUGUUGAUGACUUGUGGGUAUGCCCUAAUAGGCCUUGAUAUGGAGACACGUGCAGAUAAAUCGUCUGGUUUGUAGAUAUAACAGAAAACACUUUUGCCCAAAUGCUGGCAUAUAAACAUUGUCUAUAUAUUCUGCACAGUUGCUUCUGCAACCACCCUCAGGCCUUAUGAUGGUUUGAUAUAAAGGCAAUAAUCUGGAAGGACAAUAUGCAUCAACAAGAAGUGCAACUUUAUUUAAAACAUGUCAUGGAAAUUGCCCUCUGUUGGUAUGUGUGAUGACCGACUGCUAUGUUGUUUGUGCAUGUGAUCCUCAUGAUCUGCGAUGGGUUGUCUUGGUGUGCUUUAUCUUUGAAAACUAUUAUGUAAUUGAGGUGGAAAACAAAUUAUUUUGAAGCUUAGAGAGGAUGGUUGGGUUCAAAUUCUGCCAGGAGCAUCAGUAAUUCAAGGGCGCUGCCAGAACGUGAUUUCCAGCUCCUUGAUCAAGAAGGCAUAACUACUCUAGCAGUCACAUCAAUUCCUAUGUUACUACAUCAAUACUUGAGCCCUGAAUGCAUUAACAGAAGGUGUUCUGCUUUGGGGCUCUAACAAGCAUUCGGAGAUAGGAUUUUGUUCUAAAAGGAAGGAAGGUCUGGAUGUGUAGUGAUGCGAAAGACUUAUUAUCACUUUGGCUUUGGAUCCAUGGAAAGAAAAUGGCUUCUUCCACUGAUAGCCAGUUCUGUGGUAUCAUUAACUAUUUUUGUUUUGGCAACAGUCCACUUUGGAUCAUCUGGGAUGGAGCCCAGUUCAUCAUCUUAUGAAAGACGUCAUCUCAAAAUUGCAUAUGAUUCUGAUGGUAAAAUUUUGGAGUCUGAUAUAGUUCAGCUUCCCCUUAGUGAACUACCCGAGCCUCCAAGAAUUGCAUACCUUAUUUCUGGAACUAAAGGAGAUGGUCAGAGGAUGAGGAGGACUUUACAGGCUCUUUAUCAUCCUCGAAAUCAUUAUUUGUUGCAUUUAGACCUUGAGGCCCCUCCAAGGGAAAGGAUUGAACUAGCAAAAUAUGUAAAAGCAGAGCCUACGUUUAUGGAAGCAAGCAAUGUUCAUGUUGUAGGUAAGGCCAAUCUCGUCACAUAUAAAGGGCCGACUAUGAUAGCUUCUACACUGCAUGCUGUGGCAAUUCUGCUAAAACAAAGUAAAGAAUGGGAUUGGUUUAUCAACCUCAGUGCAUCUGAUUAUCCACUGGUUACACAAGAUGAUUUACUUCAUGUCUUCUCUUACUUGCCUAAGGACCUAAAUUUCAUUGAGCACACAAGCGACAUUGGAUGGAAAUUGUAUCAAAGAGCUAAACCUGUCAUUGUCGACCCAGGGUUGUACCAAUCAAAAAAAUCUGACAUAUUUUGGGUUACGCAGCACCGAACCAUUCCAACCGCAUUCAAAUUGUUUACAGGUUCAGCAUGGGUGGUUUUGACACGUUCUUUUUUGGAGUUCUGUAUAUGGGGUUGGGACAAUCUCCCUCGAACGGUUCUAAUGUAUUAUACAAACUUUAUCUCAUCACCAGAAGGCUAUUUUCACACUGUUGCUUGCAAUUCUCAGGAGUUUCAGAAUACAACUAUCAAUCAUGAUUUGCACUUCAUAAAGUGGGAUACUCCACCCAAGCAACAUCCGAUAGUCCUAUCCUCAGAACAUUUUGAUGAAAUGGUGCAAAGUGGUGCUCCAUUUGCUCGGAAAUUUCCAAAGGAUGAUCCAGUUCUAGAUAGAAUAGACAAAGAGCUUUUGGGUCAUUCUGAUGGCCAAUACACACCCGGGGGAUGGUGUAUAGGGACAGACAACAGGGAUCCAUGUCAUGUGAGAGGCGAUUCAACAACUCUAAGACCUGGGCCUGGUUCCAAAAGACUAGAAGGCUUACUGUUGAAACUGCUUGCACAUGAAAAUUUUCGUGAUAAGCAAUGCAAGUAACCCAUUUACUAAAAGGGGUUGCAAGGGUUAUAUGAUUAUCAUGCUGGAAAGUCUCCUAAUUCUGAAGAAACACAAUUCUAAUAUUUGCUUCUUAAAAGUUUUCCCAGCAUAUAUCAAUGCAAAGAGAAAGUUAUGAUUUUGUUCAAAGUUGAAAAUACAUUUGAGUGUUGAUGGCAACGAUUUAUUCCUACAGUUGUAGCAGCUGGGAUUACAAUUAAAUGCUCAAUUUUGGCUUCUACGAAAGAGAGAUCAAUUAUGCUCUGUAGUUGUGGAACUUGACUUCGUGACUGUAAUCAGAGAAGAGGUUGUAUAUUUCAGAACUCUUUUAUCAACUGUUUUUAUCCCAACCCUUUCAAUGUUGCAGACAGUUGUUAUACCAAACAAUCAUAAUCUCUUUGAAUUCAUGUAUUAAAAGAAAUACAGUCGAUUUAAAGCAACAUAAAUCAUCACUAGUAAUUUUCAGUA